This is a messenger RNA of Impatiens glandulifera, 2032 nucleotides long. Its product is annotated as flap endonuclease GEN-like 1. Gene Ontology annotation, biological process: pollen development. The transcript has 7 exons. Gene Ontology annotation, molecular function: 5'-flap endonuclease activity. NCBI's taxonomy places the organism in Eukaryota, Viridiplantae, Streptophyta, Magnoliopsida, Ericales, Balsaminaceae. The record is from RefSeq and is a predicted model, not a curated record. Bases 75 to 1874 code for a protein of 599 amino acids.
AGAUGAAUGAUGAUAUCUAUCUCGAUCGAAUGAACUGCUAAGAAGAAAGACGAUCCAAAACGGUGAAAUAAGUAAUGGGAGUUGGAGGUAAUUUCUGGGAUUUGCUCAAACCCUACGCCAGGAACGAAGGUUUCGAUUUCAUAAGAGACAAACGGGUUGCUGUUGAUCUCUCUUUCUGGGUUGUACAAAACGAAACCGCCAUUGGAGCUAACGCCCGAAAUCCCCAUCUCAGACUCAUCUUCUUCCGCACUGUAAACCUCUUCGCCAAGUUUGGGGCGUACCCAGUUUUUAUCGUUGACGGUACACCGUCAUUGCUCAAGUCUCAGGCGAGAAUUCAGCGAUACUAUCGAUCAUCUGGGAUUGAUGUUUCGGCUAUUUCGUUACCGGAAGAUGCUUCUCCGGUGGAGAGGAAUAGGAACUUUUCUAAAUGCAUUGCUGAAUCUGUGGAACUGCUCAAGCUUCUCGGAGUUCCUGUGUUGAAGGCACGAGGUGAGGCAGAAGCGCUCUGUGCUCAGCUAAACUUUGAAGGGCUAGUAGACGCUUGUAUUACAGCCGACAGUGAUGCGUUCAUGUUCGGAGCUCAAUGUGUUAUAAAACGCCUUAAUCCCAAUAACAAAGAACCGUUUGAAUGCUACAACAUGUCAGAUAUUGAAGCUGGUCUCGGUUUGAAACGAAACCAUUUGAUAGCAAUCUCCAUUUUAGUUGGAAAUGAUCACAAUUUAGGUGGUGUUCAAGGAAUUGGAGUCGAUACGGCUCUUCGUUUUGUCAAAUCUUUUGGUGAAGAUGAAGUUCUUAAUAGGUUAAGAGACAUAGGAAAAGGAGACGACACUUCUCGAAUUCAAGUAGUUUCUAGUUUCGAGACCAAUACACGAACGAUGAAGAAGUCUCCUCAUUGUUCCUUUUGCGGUCACCCGGGCAGUAAGAGGGCACAUCUAAAAUCUCCGUGUGAAUACUGCAGCUCGAACAAUAACGAUGGUUGUGUGGAAAAAAUCGUCGGGUUUGAAUGUCGUUGUUCCUCGUGUGAUUUGAAUAGGAAAGGUAAGGAAAAGAAGAAGGAUGAAGAUUGGCAUUUUAGAGUCUGCCAGAAAAUCGAAACCGAUGGAAAUUUCCGUAGCGAUGAGAUAAUUGAAUUAUACUCGAGUGAUAAUAAUUAUCAGGAUAAAUCGGGUGUGAGAUUUCAGUUAAGAUGGGAAAACCCGAAAGUGGACAUGUUGGUGGAUUACUUGUGUUUUUAUUUGAAUUGGGAGCCAUCUUAUAUUCGACAAAGAAUCCUUCCUAUGCUAUGCACCAUUUUCUUGAGGCACAAGGCUCUAAAAUCUACAAACGAUUUGUUGAACAAACAAUAUGAGUUUGAUUCGAUUCAGCGUGUGAAGGUAAAGUUUGGGCAUCAGUUUUACGUCGUUAAUUGGAAGAAAAACACUCCUGCCCUUGCUGUAAAGACCUGCACUGUCUCUGAUCUUGAUCGAGAUGACUCAGUCGAGUUAACUCAGCAUGAUGACGAUGAUCCUGGCCCUCCUGAGAUUUACAUUCGAGAUGGGUGUCAUUUUUUGUCAACCGACGAAAAUAUGUCACUCGUUCAAGCUGCUUUCCCGGAAAAGGUCCAGCUUUUUUGGGAAGAAAAGGAGAGGAGAGAAAGUGGAAAACGGAAGAAGCAAAGUCCAACAAUGGAAUCUCCUUCGAAAAGAGGAGGCAUGCAACUAAAUAUUACGGAGUUUUAUCGUUCCUCGAAGAAGUUAAACAAACCGAAGACCAAAGGGGAGAGUUCCGAAGAAGAUCAGGAGAGAAGUGGUUACGGUUCUUCUAAAGUCAAGAGGAAUGUUGACUCGAGUUCGAACCUUCCCAAGUCGGUUAGGCGUCGUCUUUUGUUUGGGUAGUGUGGGUUAGAUAAUUUUAUGUUUUGUUUUUAUACGUUAGGUAGUUUUAAAGAUAUUUUGAUGUCUUACGUUUUAGAAGGUUUUGAAAAGAACAUAGUUUCUUUUAUGCGGGAGUAUCAAUGGCAAUUAAAUAAAUAAAUGAUACAAAUUAACAAAUU